Callithrix jacchus (white-tufted-ear marmoset) is the source of this 2477-nucleotide messenger RNA. RefSeq names its product FUS RNA binding protein (gene FUS). The record is from RefSeq and is a predicted model, not a curated record. Gene Ontology annotation, biological process: regulation of DNA-templated transcription. Gene Ontology annotation, molecular function: RNA binding. Lineage: Eukaryota; Metazoa; Chordata; Mammalia; Primates; Cebidae.
AGUGCUGGACCAGCCCGGCACCCAGGGGUCCAGGCCAAAAUGACCUGCUGUCUUUCAGGUCAAACGUCACAAUGCGCCAACCCCAGAAAGGCCGAAAGGCCAGGCAACCCCGAAAGACGACUAAGUCAACACCAGGGCCCAAGGGAGAGGGAGGCUCAGUGUGUGCUGCUGGAGGAGGGAGGCUGGGGUCGGGAGGACGAGGCGCCCCACACAGUGGCAAGGCGGCGGAGGGCAGGAACUCGUCAUCCUGGGUGAAAGCGGGGCCCAGCAAAGGGGACCGGCCACAGUAGUCACGAUUCCACCCCGCGACUCCCGACUGUGACUCCAGUUCGAUCCCUAACUGUCCGGGCCCCUCGCCCCGCCCCCAGCGGGCACUCAGGCCGUACCACUGUGCCUUCAUGGGGGUGGACUUAGAGCAUGGGCUAAUCCUGUAGAGGAGAGAGAGGUUCUUUCUCCAGAAAGUAUGAUUAUGUAUAGUAUUCACAUGUUUUUAGUUAACUUAUUUCCCUUUUACCUGCUCGGAUCCUCUACGUACCCUAGGAAGUGGGGGGAGUGCAUUCCUGCCUCCCCCAUGCGCUUCCGCAUUUGGUGUGCGCCUGCGCGGUGCGUAGGCGGCAGGGCAGACUUAAGCUUCGACGCAGGAGGCGGGGCUGCUCAGUCCUCGAGGCGUCGGUGUUGUGUAGAGUUGGAAUUUCCUUGCUUGCUUGCCUGUGCGCGCGUGCGCGGACAUGGCAUCAAACGAUUAUACUCAACAAGCAACCCAAAGCUAUGGGGCCUACCCCACCCAGCCGGGACAGGGCUAUUCCCAGCAGAGCAGUCAGCCCUAUGGACAGCAGAGUUACAGCGGUUACGGCCAGUCCACAGAUACUUCAGGCUAUGGCCAGGGCAGCUAUGGUUCUUCUUACGGCCAGACCCAGAACACAGGCUAUGGCACUCAGUCAGCUCCCCAGGGAUAUGGCUCAACUGGUGGCUAUGGCAGUAGCCAGAGCUCCCAAUCAUCUUACGGGCAGCAGUCCUCCUACCCUGGCUAUGGUCAGCAGCCAGCUCCCAGCAGCACCUCGGGAAGUUACGGGAGCAGUUCUCAGAGCAGCAGCUAUGGGCAGCCCCCGAGUGGCGGCUACGGCCAGCAAUCUGGCUAUGGUGGACAGCAGCAAGGCUACGGACAGCAGCAAAGCUCCUAUAAUCCGCCUCAGGGCUAUGGACAGCAGAACCAGUACAACAGCAGCAGCAGCAGCAGCAGCGGUGGGGGUGGAGGUGGGGGUGGAGGUAGCUAUGGCCAAGAUCAGUCCUCCAUGAGUAGUGGCAGCGGCGGCGGCAGUGGUGGUUAUGGCAAUCAAGACCAGAGUGGUGGAGGCAGUGGUGGCUAUGGACAGCAAGACCGUGGAGGCCGUGGCAGGGGCGGUGGUGGUGGUGGUGGUGGUGGUUACAACCGCAACAGUGGUGGCUAUGAACCCAGAGGUCGUGGAGGUGGCCGUGGAGGCAGAGGCGGCAUGGGCGGAAGUGACCGUGGUGGCUUCAAUAAAUUUGGUGGCCCUCGGGACCAAGGAUCACGUCAUGACUCCGAACAGGAUAAUUCAGACAACAACACCAUCUUCGUGCAAGGCCUGGGCGAGAAUGUUACAAUUGAGUCUGUGGCUGAUUACUUCAAGCAGAUUGGUAUUAUUAAGACAAACAAGAAAACGGGACAGCCCAUGAUUAAUUUGUACACAGACAGGGAAACCGGCAAGCUGAAGGGAGAGGCAACGGUCUCUUUUGAUGACCCACCUUCUGCUAAAGCAGCUAUUGACUGGUUUGAUGGUAAAGAAUUCUCCGGAAAUCCUAUCAAAGUCUCAUUUGCUACUCGCCGGGCAGACUUUAAUCGGGGUGGUGGCAAUGGUCGUGGAGGCCGAGGGCGUGGAGGACCCAUGGGCCGUGGAGGCUAUGGAGGUGGUGGCAGUGGUGGUGGUGGCCGGGGAGGAUUUCCCAGUGGAGGUGGUGGCGGUGGAGGACAGCAGCGUGCUGGUGACUGGAAGUGUCCUAAUCCCACCUGUGAGAACAUGAACUUCUCUUGGAGGAAUGAGUGCAACCAGUGUAAGGCCCCUAAACCAGAUGGCCCAGGAGGGGGACCAGGUGGCUCUCAUAUGGGGGGUAACUACGGAGAUGAUCGUCGUGGUGGCAGAGGAGGCUAUGAUCGAGGAGGCUACCGGGGCCGUGGUGGGGACCGUGGAGGCUUCCGAGGGGGCCGGGGUGGUGGGGACAGAGGUGGCUUUGGCCCUGGCAAGAUGGACUCCAGGGGUGAGCACAGACAGGAUCGCAGGGAGAGGCCGUAUUAGCCUGGCUCCCCAGGUUGUGGAACAGCUUUUCUUCCUCUACCCAGUGUUACCCUCGUUGUUUUGUAACCUUCCAACUCCUGAUCACCCCAAGGGGGUUUUUUGUGUCGGACUAUGUAAUUGUAACCAUACCUCUGGUUCCCAUUAAACAUGACCGUUUUAGUUAAA